This is a messenger RNA of Pimephales promelas (fathead minnow), 1678 nucleotides long. NCBI's taxonomy places the organism in Eukaryota, Metazoa, Chordata, Actinopteri, Cypriniformes, Leuciscidae. The record is from RefSeq and is a predicted model, not a curated record.
CGCUCAAGGACCCGGAUGUGAUUCCGCCGAGCAAUGGCGGCUGAGCGGAUCCGGGCUCCAUCCCGCAUGUAAACAACACAUUAAGCGCCCUCCUUUGUUAAAGAAAACCAGCCUCGGUCAGGAGCAUGAGAUUUUCGCUCAAGAAUCGACUCCUCUGAGCACCAAAAAUGUCGAUGGAAGAUCCGUUUUUUGUGGUGAAAGGAGAGGUGCAGAAGGCUGUGAACACGGCUCAAGGGCUUCAUCAGAGAUGGAUGGAGCUGCUACAGGACCCGGGUGGAGCCAGCAAGGAGGAGAUGGACUGGACCACCAAUGAGCUGCGGAACAGUUUGAGGUCCAUUGAAUGGGACUUGGAGGACUUGGAUGAGACUAUCAGUAUUGUGGAGGCGAAUCCAAAGAAGUUUAAUCUUGAUGCUGUGGAGCUGGCCAAAAGGAAAGCCUUCAUCACUAGCACAAGGCAAACAGUCAAAGAGAUGAAAGACCACAUGGCUAGUCCAAUGGCCGCUACAGUGUCCGAGCGGAAAACUCGACAGACUUUAAUGGGCGAUGGUGGGUCUCGUGGCCCAAUCUGGCAACCCAGUGCUGAUAAAUACACUAGACUGGACAAGGAGCUGCAGACGGCAAACUCACAAUUCAUUGAUGAACAACAGACCCAGCAAUAUCUAAUAGCAGAAAAGCAGGAUGAGCAUCUAGAGUUAGUUUCGGGAACUAUUGGCGUCUUGAAGAACAUGUCUCAAAGGAUCGGCCAGGAGCUGGAUGAGCAAGCUGUAAUGCUGGAUGACUUUUCUCAUGAGGUGGACAGCACUCAAUCCAAGCUGGAUAAUGUCAUGAAGAAACUGGCUAAAGUUUCUCACAUGACCAGUGAUCGAAGACAGUGGUGUGCUAUCGGCGUUCUACUGGCCAUCCUGUUUGUGGUGAUCAUCCUCUUCAAUGUUCUUUGAACAGCACUCCACUACAGCUCUCCCGUCUGGGUACGCUCACAUCAACUGAGGUGUUCGGAAGGGAGAGAACCAACCACAAAACCCUUUCGUCUCUAUCUUCUCUAUUCCAUCAUACGUGUAGAACGCCGCUUCUUUUUUUGCUUGUAUGCAGCCCAGACUGAAAACAAACAUUAAGUAAGCACAGGCUGUUCUUUGUUUUUCCUGCAAACGCAUUCCGGUUUAGGCGAUAAUACGGUCUGAAUCAUUUCGUACGAGAUGACGUGAUCCAGGGUAAAUCAUUUCUUUCAGAUGGACCAUGACUUUUAACACUUAAGCAGCUAAAAGAGUUAAUAACAAUCUAUUUUUUUUCUAGUGCUACUAGAAAAUAUUGCCUAUAUUGCACUGCUUUAACAGCCAGUUUAGACCACUGUAAAUGUUCAGCACUAACUACAAAGCUACUAAACACUGGAGCUUAACAAACUAGAUACUGUUUAACCAGGGAUGUUACUGAUCCUACUAAUGCGAGUUAGUUAUUUACUGUCGACGUGUUUAUUUCUGUGUGUGUGGUUUACUUAUUUUUUUUUUUACAUUAGUGAGAUUUGUUCAUAUGCACUGCGCUUUGCCUCUUGAAAAUGGAUGCAAUCGUGUUUUUAAGGAAAACGUUGAUGUUAAGCACUCCAGAUAACUGCUUAAAGGGUUAGUUCACCCAAAAAUGAAAAUUCUGUCAGUAUUUACUCACCCUUAUGUUGUUCCAACCCUGU